Molecule: messenger RNA, 1486 nt
Organism: Bombyx mandarina (wild silkworm)
Lineage: Eukaryota; Metazoa; Arthropoda; Insecta; Lepidoptera; Bombycidae
Product: ribosome biogenesis protein WDR12 homolog
Biological process (GO): ribosome biogenesis
Molecular function (GO): protein binding
Source: RefSeq, a predicted model, not a curated record
GUCAAUGAGAUUCCGGCGUGUUAUUAGUUUAGAUUCAGGUCAUUUCAGGUUGUGUAGUCUUCAUUUAUAUCAAUACCAAACUUUAACACAACUUAAAAUAUUGAAGUACAAAAUGUCUGGCGAUGCUUUAGAAGCUCAAUUGCAAGUUAGAUUUAUAACUAAACAAGAACAAUAUGCAGUUCCGGAUAGUCCUUACGCUAUCCAGUGUAACGUACACCCUGCGGACCUUAAUACCUUAAUAAACGCAAUUUUGAAGGAGACAUCACCAUCGUUCGAGAAGGCGGUAAUAUUUGAUUUCUUAGUAUGUGGAGAGUUACUUUGUGCCUCCCUCGCAGAGCACUUACAAGAAAAAGGAGUAUCGACAGAGGACACGCUUGAGGUCGAAUACUUGGAAAGGUUCCCUGCACCAACUCCACAGGACUGUUUAAUGCACGAUGAUUGGGUGUCAGCUGUUCAGGCACACAGUAGUUGGAUUCUAUCAGGAAGUUAUGACAAUAGCUUACAUAUAUGGAGCACAAAAGGACAACACAAACUAGCCAUACCAGGUCAUACAUCACCAGUAAAAGCAGUAUCAUGGGUUUCCUUCCAGGGCGAUCAAGCUACAUUUGUUAGUGGAUCUCAUGAUCAAACAGCAAUACUCUGGGUAUGGAAUGUAUCUAGAAAUUCUGUUGACUGUAUGAUCACUUACCGUGGUCACGACAAGGGAAUUGAGUGUCUGUCUGUGUCGGCUGAUGGUAACCGUUUUGCAAGUGGGAGCUGGGAUAACAACAUUUGUCUUUGGAGUGCAAGCUUAGCAGAAGAAGAAAACCAUCCAGCUACAAAGAAAAGUAAACCAGAACACGGCACUACUAGAAAUCCACUGACCACUUUAAAAGGACACAAGGAGGCUAUCUCGGGUGUUCAAUGGAUGGAUUACAACACAGUACUGUCCAGUGGUUGGGACCACUUAUUGAAAAUUUGGGACUGUGAUUUGGGUGGUAUUAAACAAGAAAUUGCUGGUAAUAAGGCCUUUUUUGAUGUUGAUUGGUCACCUCUGAACAACAGCAUUAUUACUGCAUCAGCAGAUAGACAUGUCCGGUUAUAUGACCCUAGAUCUACAGAGAGUAUUGUGAAGACAACAUUCACAUCACACACAGGAUGGGUCCAGUCAGUUCGCUGGUCUAAAACAAAAGACACUCUUUUCCUUUCUGCUGGAUACGACAACCAGGUUAAACUUUGGGAAACAAGAAGUCCACGAACUCCACUUUAUGACCUUAGCGGACACGAAGAUAAAGUUCUCUGCUGCGAUUGGUCGAAUCCCUCCCUGUUAAUCAGCGGCUCCAGCGACAACACCCUCAGGAUAUUCAAAGCUAAACACGCUGUCGGAAACGCGUGAAUUUGUCUUUCGAGUUACAAAGAAAACUUAAAGACGACAUUCAAAACAAUCGAUUCAUCGUUAUUGAUUCGAACGUUGUAUAAUGUGUUCAUAAUAAUUUGAAAUACAAAA